CCGGAGGAGAGGCACGUGACCCGUGAUCGUCGCGGGGGCUCGGUGCGCAUGCGCCUCGGCGUUCCUGUUUUACCUGAGAUCUCUUCUGCUUCUGCUUUUUUUGGACAAUCAACACAAGAUAGAUGUGUAACGUCAACCGGCAGUGCCACUGGGUGCAGAGAGGACAGAACAAUUACAGUCGAUUCCAUUGAGUGGCAGACAAAGAUCUCAGGGGAACAAGCAGUGAAUGGCUGACGCAGAUCCAAGACGAUCCCCACUCUCAGGAUUCAUUCUUGUCGGAGUUGCAGGACCCCAAGAUGGGCAUUCCUACCUGUGGCCCCUGUUGCUGGUUAUAUAUCUUUUAAUCCUGGCAGGCAACGGCACUGUAGUGUACAUGGUCACCACGGACAAGCGCUUGCACAGAUCCACGCAUUUCCUCACCGCUAACCUGGGCGUCGUGGACUUGGUGUUGGCAACUGUGGUCCUUCCGACGAUGUUGGUGGGUCUCAUGUGGGAUGCCAGAGUUAUUCUGUGGAGAAACUGCUUUAUUCAGAUGUACUUUUUUCAUGGUAUGUCAGUAGUAAGGACAAUGACCCUCUCCCUGAUGGCUUACGAGCAUUCAGUAGCAAUAUGUAACCCCCAACGUCAUCUCUCCCUCAAUAGGGAUGAUAUCUUUGUCAAAAUGGCAGCUGUGAUCUGGGUCCUCGGUUUGACUUGCUUUCUGCCUCCAGUGGUUCAGGCUUCCAUUUUCCCACUCUGUGGAUCAAAUAAAGUUUACAAUUCCUUCUGUGAGCUACUGUCAGUGACACGCCUGAUUUGCCCAGAAACUGUCUCAGUCACAUUGUUCAUCGUUCUUUUAAACGUGUUGUUGCUCUUGUCAAGUUUGCUGAUCAUUGUCUGUUCAUACAUCAAAAUAGCUAAAUCAGUCAGAAUCACAACCCAGCCAGAGAGGAGAAGGGUCUGGUCGACCUGCAUCCCUCAUGUGGCUGCCAUUUGCAUGUUCUUCCCCCUCAAGAUACUUUAUAGUACAGCAUUCUGUGCCAGCUGUCUCUCGCCAGCCUUUGGUGUGAGCUCUGCCCUUCUGUAUGUAAUCCUAAACCCUUUGGUUAGUCCCUUCAUAUACAUAAUUACAACAAAGGAAAUGAAGGAAAAGAUUGCAAAACUCAUCAUAAAGACUCCUCACAUUGGAAGCACUGUCAGUGUGGAAGGGCACUGAGGUAUUAACUGUUCCAGUCAUGUUUGUGUUGAUUAGUUAACCUGAAGAUUCUGCUUUUUUUUUGGCAUUAAAGUUAAGUAUUGUGAUUUGGACCACAAUAGCAUAGUGUUCAGCAUGACGCUAUUACAACUCAGGGCUUCGGAGUUCAAUUCCAACACCCUUUCCUUGAGCCCAUGGGUUUCCUCCAGACGCUCUGGUUUCCUCCCACAUUCCAACGACGUACUGGUUAGUAGGUUAAUUAGUCAUUGUAAAGUGAUGGGUGUAAAUUAGAUCGGUGUAUU
Messenger RNA from Mobula hypostoma (lesser devil ray), 1476 nucleotides. Its product is annotated as olfactory receptor 1M1-like. Gene Ontology annotation, molecular function: olfactory receptor activity; G protein-coupled receptor activity. Gene Ontology annotation, cellular component: membrane. The record is from RefSeq and is a predicted model, not a curated record. Lineage: Eukaryota; Metazoa; Chordata; Chondrichthyes; Myliobatiformes; Myliobatidae. Gene Ontology annotation, biological process: G protein-coupled receptor signaling pathway. Bases 227 to 1195 code for a protein of 322 amino acids. The transcript has 3 exons.